GCCGGUGUAGCUGAGCAUCAAACCCGAGAUCGGCGCGCCACCUGGCGGGCGCUGACAUCAACAGCAAGCAAGCUGUAAACGACUGACGUCGUAAGGAAGUGAGUGAUAGUGCGAAAAAACGUGAGUACUUUGUGAUUUAUUUCGUAUCAAGCAAAAGUUAACCUUAUUGCCUAGAAGACUUUAACUUAGAAAAAAUCUUGGACUUAGAAUAAUUGUUAUGUGUGUUUGUUAGACUUAGUUAGAUUUAAGCCAAAUUGUGUUCAGACGGGGAACCUAUGCCCGAUUUUUAGUAGAUUCUCUAAGUUUCAAACACUUAGAAAAUUUUGGAUAUUUAAAUGGACUUAUAAAAUUUCAAACACAUAUAGAAACUAUUUGCUGUUUAUAAUAGACUUGUACUUUAUUUUUGGAAUCUGUUUGUUUUUUCUGUGAAUUUGUGCUUCAAAAUGUCUUUGCAAUCACAUGUUAGGGUGCAAGAUGACAUUUACGUCCGAUUGUCAAGGGCUAAAAGUAAUUUUAAAAAGUCUCCCAAAGAUAGGAUUACUGUACAAUAUUUACAAACUAGAUUAGAAAGUAUUGAAGAAUUAUGGGCAGAAUUUACUUUAACACAUACACAGAUGGUUAAAGAUUUUGAUCAUAAGGAGUUAACAUCUUCGCCUUAUACUGUAAACGAGGUCUAUUUUAACACUGAAGAAUUGUAUUUAGAUUUAAGAUGCGAAUUAAAAACUGCAUUAAGUAAAUUUAAGAAUAGUGACGUUCCUUCAGCUAUGUCGUCAAAUAAUGAUUCACCUGGUAAAGGCAUAACUAUUAAGUUACCGAGAAUAACGAUUCCCACUUUUUCCGGGAAAUAUACCGAAUGGCCCACCUUUCGUGAUUUAUUUGUGUCAGCAAUUCACAAGAAUAGCACUAUUGACAAUGUCCAAAAAUUGCAUUAUUUAAAAGGUUAUUUGACUGGGGAAGCCGAACAGCUCCUCCGUCAUAUACCAAUUUCAGAAUCUAAUUAUGAAAGAUGCUGGACUCAGUUAGAGACCAGAUAUAAUAACAGGAAAUAUUUAUCUAAUUGUAUUUUGGGAAGGUUACUUAGUCAGAAAAAUAUUAUGCAAGAGUCAGCUAAUGCUUUAAAAGAAUUAAUGGACACAACAUCAGAUUGCUUAAAUGCGUUAAUGAAUUUGGAUAUUGAUGUAACUUCCUGGGACAUUAUAAUAAUUCACAUUGUAGCAUUAAAACUAGAUCCUAACAGCAGAAAGGAUUGGGAAUUAAAGGUAACUAGCAAUAUAGAUUCGGAUGAGUUGCCUACAUUCGGACAGCUCAAAGAAUUCUUAACAAGCCGCUAUAGGGCGCUUGAAUUUUUAGGUACUAAGUCAAGUAACAACAGUGUUGCUAAGGAAAGGGUAUUUCACACGGCGGCCAAUACAGCCAAGGUAUGUCCAGUGUGUAAUAGUAACGAGCACAAAAUAAGAAAUUGUAAACAAUUUGUUAAUAAGGAUGUGGAUAUUCGGCGUAAGUUUGUCCAGGAUCAUAAUUUAUGUUUUAAUUGUUUGGGGUACAACCACUCUGCUAGAUUGUGUAAAUGUACAGCUUCGUGUCAAAUCUGUAAGCGAAGACAUCACUCCUUACUGCACCCUAAAAAUGAGCAGGAAUCUGCUGGUGAUAAGGGAGAUCCAUCAACGCAAGCACAUUCAACCACUGUCGGAGUGGAAUCUCAAAACAAGGUAGUAGCUUGUUUCUCAAAAAGUGGAGUGAGUAGUCAGGUCUUGCUGGCCACAGCGCUGGUGAGGGCUGUAUCCAAAAACGGUUUGUUUACGAUCAGAGCCCUGUUAGAUCAAGGCUCACAAGCGUCUUUUGUUACAGAGCGUACUGUGCAGAGUUUAGGGUUGCGUAAAAAAGCGGUUAAGGGUUCAAUUACUGGCAUAGAUGUUAAUAACAAAUUAGUAUUAAAUUCGGUUGUUGAGGUCAAAAUUCAAUCUAGGAUUGAUCCGUCAUAUGAACUUGUAGUCAAAGCAUACGUUCUCAAAUCUUUAACGUCUUUAUUACCGGGUAGAGAAACGUCAUAUUUAGAUUGGGCUCAAGUUAGUGACAUUGAACUAGCGGAUCCUAGGUAUCACAAACCGGAUAAAGUUGAUAUGUUGUUAGGGGCAGAAAUCUAUAGUCAGAUUUUGCAGAACGGGUUCAAAAAGGCUCCUGAUGGCAGCACAGUAGCUCAGGCUACCUCAUUGGGAUGGAUUUUAUCGGGUACAGUUACUUCUGCUUCUCAGAAUACAUCCAAUAUUACCGUGAUGCAUACCCAACUCGGUGAUGAUGAAAUCCUGAAAAGAUUCUGGGAAUUAGAAAGAGAACCAAAUCACAUCAAGAAACAUUUACUCACCGAAGAGGAAUCCAGGUGUGAGGAAAUAUUUAAGGCUACAACUACUAGAGAAAAGGACGGUCGCUACGUUGUUAACUUACCAUUUAAAAGCGAAGAUCCAAGCUGUCAAUAUGGUGAUACAAGAAAGGCUGCAAUUAGGAGGUUUUAUACAUUAGAAACUAAAUUCACCAAAGAUACACAGUUAAAGGAAAAAUACGCAGAUGUUAUGAAGGAGUAUUUACAAUUGGGACAUAUGAGGGAACUAACUAAAUCAGAGGAACAAAAUGAGCAUGCAGUGUACUUACCUCAUCAUGCGGUUGUACGUAAUGACAAGGACACCACCAAGGUUCGAGUUGUUUUUGAUGCUUUCUGCAAGGGAAAUAAUGGGUUAUCUCUCAACGACGACUUAAUGAUAGGUCCUAGACUGCAACCAGAUUUGCGACAUUUGUUGAUUGGUUGGAGAACUCACCGCAUUUGCCUGGUCUCGGACAUCGUAAAAAUGUACCGAAUGGUACGCGUUGCUGACCAUCACACUGAUUUUCAGCGUAUCGUGUGGAGAGAUAACAAGCAUUCUACACUAAAACAUUACAAGUUACUUACUGUUACCUUUGGUACCUCUUCAGCACCUUUUUUGGCAGUGCGAUCGAUGCAGCAAGUGGCGUACGAUGAGGGAAUUAAAUAUCCAUUCGCAGCUGAAAGGGUACUUAAAGAUUAUUACAUGGAUGAUUUGAUGACUGGUUGUGACACGAUAGAAGAAGGCAUGCAAAUCUAUAAUCAAAUGAACGAGUUACUUGCAAAGGCGGGAUUCACUUUACAAAAGUGGUCAAGCAACAACAGUGAAUUACUGGAAAAAAUGAUCGGGAAAAGAUACUCUUUCAAGGGACAGCAAAAUCUGAAAAAAGAGAAGCCUAAAAGAAAGAAGUUUAAAUCAUUAAAUCUUUACCUUGAUUCCGUUAAUAUCUUGAGGGUGGGCGGUAGACUGGAGCGUUCUGACCUUGCCAGAGAUCGUAAAAACCCAAUUUUAAUUCCUAGCAAUUCUCAUUUUACUAAUCUUCUAAUUGCUGAUGCACAUGAUAGGAAUCUACAUGGCGGACCUCAACUUAUGCUUAACUAUUUAAGCACAAAAUAUUAUAUUCAGGGAGCCAAACGGUUGGUUACUGCGUACGUAAAAUGUGUAACUUGCUUGCGUUAUACAGCUUCUACGAAACCUCAGUUAAUGGGUCAAUUACCACCUGCACGGGUUACACCAAAUAGACCAUUCAAGAGUAGCGGGGUAGAUUUUGCUGGACCUAUCAAUUUGAGAACAUCCAAGGGUAGAGGUCAUCACGCAUACAAGGGGUAUAUUUGUUUAUUCGUCUGUAUGACAACUAAGGCUGUCCAUAUCGAAGCUGUUAGUGACCUGACAACAAAUUGGUUUCUUGCCGCGUUUAGGAGGUUUGUAGCAAGACGUGGUCAUUGCACAGAUAUGUGGAGUGAUAACGGUACAAAUUUUCACGGUGCUUGUAGGGAGUUGGAUACACUUCUUCGCUCUGAGAAUUCAAAAUUGGCUAAGGAUAUUGCUGCAUCAUUGGCUGGUGAGGGUACUACAUGGCACUUUAUCCCACCUCAUGCACCGAAUUUUGGCGGAUUAUGGGAGAGUGGAAUAAAGUCGUGUAAAAAGCAUUUAAAUAGAGUAAUAGGAAGCUCUACUUUAACUUUUGAAGAGAUGGCUACAUUAUUAAGUCAAGUAACAGAUUCGAACAAGUUUGAUGCCUUAACACCUGGGCAUUUUCUUGUGGGGGAACCAAUCAUAAGCGCACCAGAUCGUAACUAUGAAGAUGCAAAUAUUUCUAGCUUAAAGAGGUGGCAUUUAGUACAACAGAUGACGCAACAUUUUUGGCGUCGCUGGUCCAGCGAAUAUCUGACUAUACUUUUCCAUCGUUAUAAAUGGUCAACUCAAAAUCCAGAACCCAACAUAGGAGAUGUUGUGUUAAUUAAAGAGGAUAAUUUACCUCCCUGUCGGUGGCUGCUUGGCAGAGUGGUAGAAAAGCAUCCGGGGUUGGACAAUCUUACACGAGUAGUCACAAUUCGCAGUAAUGGUUCUAUGCUCAAAAGGCCCACAUCUAAACUGUGUGUCUUGCCUGUUGCCUAAUUAUAUUAGUUUAGGAUAACUUUAAGCCAUAUUGUUAAUCUUAUUUCUGUAUUCGUUGUAACUUUUGUAACUUUAAAAGGACAUAAUGGUAUAAUGUCCUUGGUGGGCGGAAUGUCUAACCGUCAAGCAAAUGACAUGUAAGAAACCCGCGGUUCAGAAAACAAGUCUUCCAACAUUCGUCCAUAGAUGGCGCUUUUUAUUUGAGAUCGUUUUCUGAAUCGCGGUGUUAAGAUUCUCCGGCAAUACUAUAAGGGUCCAACGAAUUUAUUUGAAUGUUAGUAUCAAUUUGUCACGUGCUAUUGUAUCGUAAUUUUUAUUGUACAAUAAUUUGGAAUACAAGUGUUCGGUAACCACGACCAAGUACUUUUAUUCAAUUCAACCCCCAGCUUAACCCUCACG
Molecule: messenger RNA, 4871 nt
Organism: Spodoptera litura
Lineage: Eukaryota; Metazoa; Arthropoda; Insecta; Lepidoptera; Noctuidae
Source: RefSeq, a predicted model, not a curated record